AUGUCACAUGUAAUGGCUGUUGUAGUUACGACCAUUAACUCAAUCAAGAAUAAUGCAUUGAAGCAUCGACAAUUUCAGGAGUAUCGCCGUGAACUGGAAUUUGAAUAUAGUGAUCUACUUUUUUACGCUAAAAUUCGGUGGUUGAGCCGUGGAAAAUGCUUAGAAAGAUUUUGGAACUUAAGAGAGGAAAUUCGAAUUUUUCUGAAAGAAAAUGGCCAUGAUAUUACCGAAUUCUACGAUGAACAAUGGCUUCUAGAUUUAUGUUUUCUUACAGAUAUAACAACAAAAUUAAAUGACCUUGUGAAAAAUAAAAUGAUUACAGACUGCUAUCAAGAUAUAAAAUCAUUCGUAAUAAAACUCAAAUUUUAUGAAAGUCAAUUAAAGUCAAAAAAUGCCAUUAAUUUUCCACUAUUAAAUCAUUUUAAUAGGGAACAGAAAGAUUUUGCAAAAUAUGAAAACGAAGUCACAAAGUUGUUAAAAGUUUUCAAAGACAGAUUCUCGUAUAUGCAAAAGUAUGAAGAAAUUUUCAAUAUAUUCUCAAGUCCAUUUAACGUAGAUGUACAAUCACCACCUUCGAAUUUUCAAAUUGAAUUAAUAGAUCUCCAAUCAAACACGGAACGGAAAUACAUGUUUGAAGCCAAUGAUAAACUUGAAUUUUACAGAAAAUAUAUUCACGAUGAUAAAUUUCCUAAUCUGAAACAACUGGCAAUGUGCAUUACAGCUGCAAUUCUUUUUUCUCGAAAUUGA
Molecule: messenger RNA, 747 nt
Organism: Condylostylus longicornis
Lineage: Eukaryota; Metazoa; Arthropoda; Insecta; Diptera; Dolichopodidae
Product: general transcription factor II-I repeat domain-containing protein 2-like
Exons: 1
Coding region: 1-747 (248 amino acids)
Source: RefSeq, a predicted model, not a curated record